GACGGAUUGCUAGCGCACCGUGUGCGUGGAAUGUGGUCCGGACGGGUUCGCGCACCGCACAUGCAGGAACCUGGAGCAGAACCGGUGUUUUGAUGUUGGAAGGCCUUGGACACAUUGACGGAGAGUCUCUGGUGAAUUUGUGCCGCUUAGCGAGCUUGACAGUUUUAUACAUUGGAUCAUAUUCCUCUCAAAUCUAAACAUGGAAACCCCAGCCAAAGUAGUGCAAAAAGGGGUACGGAAAAUGCGACCGCCAAAGGCUAAGAUUUCGUUCAGCAAUCCAUUUGUUUUAGAGUGGAGCCCUUUGAAAAGGGAAAAUAUGGAAUUCAUCCUACAGAAGGUACAGGAAACAUUUCAACAGACUAACUUGUACAAACAGGAACCUAUUCAGAGGCCCAGGAAACUAAGGGCUUCCAAGACACCAAAAAAUCAAGAAAAUAGAGCUAUGGAAGGAAACAAUGCAGAAAUCAGCGAAGGCCAAAAGAAGACAGAACAUUUGAAAGAAGACGAUAAAGUGAUCAAGAUUCCAGAGGCCAAACAAGGAUGGACUAAUGUGGAUCUUAGGAAACAGCUGGCCAUUGGAAUCAAUGAAGUAACUCGGGCUUUAGAAAAAGAUGAAUUGUGUCUGGUUCUGGUGUGUAAGUCAGCGAAACCCCCUAUGAUGACCCAGCACCUCAUACAGCUGAGUGCAAGUAGAACUGUCCCUGCCUGUCAAGUUGCCCGACUGAGCGAAACGGUGGCACCUUUGCUGGGUUUAAAAUCCACACUUGCACUGGGAUUUAAAAAUAAUUCAGAGACUUUUAUUGAAAUGAUUAAUGCCAUUGGCCCACAGGUGCCUCCUUUAAAUGUUUCGUGGAUGCAGCAAAGUCAGCAAGUUGAGAGUGCCCCAGGAUUGGAGUCACUGGACUUUAAAGAGACCAGUGAAAUGCCAAAGAGUGAAGAAAUGGACGUCGCACUUCCACAAAAUCUGAAGCGUAAAUUCGAAUCAAGAGAGGUUCCUUUAGAAUUGUGCAAUACAAGGAAGCAAGGAGCAGGAGUGACAUUGCUACCUUUGAAAAUAAAGAAGGUGUUUCCAAAUCCAAAUAAAAUUCGAAAGCCAAAAAAGAAAAAGUAACAAUCAGGUGCUGGGAUUCUAAAUUAGAACUGGAAAAUGCUGGGAAUUGCAUAACGUCAGUUAUCAUUUGUGGACACAACAGACCAAGAUAAAACAUGGUCAAGAAUGCUCAAAAUUUUCGACCCAGUUAGCAUUUCACGUCAAUAACCUUUCUGUUUUUAAUAUAGAUUUCAGAUUUCCGCCAUGUGCAGUCUUUAUUUUCUGAUAAAUCAAGGAUUUGUUGAUGGACCCGUUAACAAAACUGAAUUUAAUUGUACAUUAUAAAGGAACAGAAGAGGAAAAAGGUUGGGAACAGUUUCACCAUAUAUAAUGUUAUAAAAUAAAUAUUUCUGGCAAUU
Messenger RNA from Leucoraja erinaceus (little skate), 1449 nucleotides. RefSeq names its product ribonuclease P/MRP 38 subunit (gene rpp38). Bases 200 to 1111 code for a protein of 303 amino acids. Gene Ontology annotation, cellular component: fibrillar center; nucleolar ribonuclease P complex; ribonuclease MRP complex. Gene Ontology annotation, molecular function: ribonuclease P RNA binding; ribonuclease P activity. The record is from RefSeq and is a predicted model, not a curated record. The transcript has 2 exons. Lineage: Eukaryota; Metazoa; Chordata; Chondrichthyes; Rajiformes; Rajidae. Gene Ontology annotation, biological process: tRNA 5'-leader removal.